GCUGGAAAUAAAAUGGAGGGAGGGCUGGGCUGAGCAGGCAGGAUCAUAAGGAGGUUAGGAGCCUGUGAGGGGGAGGUCCAGCUGACGAGGAUGGAAUAUGCCAUGAAGUCUCUCAGCCUUCUCUACCCCAAGUCCCUCUCCAGGUGUACGGCAGUGAGCACCUCGGUGGUGACCCAGCAGCUGUUGUCCGAGCCCAGCCCAGCCGCCCCCAGUACUCGGCCCUACAGAGUAAGCACCGCUGACCGGAGUGUGAGGAAGGGUAUCAUGGCGCACAGUCUCGAGGACCUCCUCCACAAGGUCCGGGACACCCUGACGCUGGCAGACAAGCCCUUCUCCCUGGUGCUAGAGGAAGAUGGCACAACUGUAGAGACAGAAGAGUAUUUCCAAGCCCUGGCGGACAACACAGUGUUCAUGGUCCUCCAGAAGGGGCAGAAAUGGCAGCCCCCGUCAGAGCAGGGCACUAGGUACCAACUCUCUCUCUCCCAUAAACCUGCCAAGAAGAUCGACGUGGCCUGCAUAACCUUCGACCUGUACAAGCUGAACCCACAGGACUUUAUUGGUUGCCUGAACGUGAAGGCGACUCUCUACGGCACAUACUCCCUUUCCUAUGAUCUGCACUGCUACGGGGCCAAGCGCAUCGUGAAGGAAGCUCUUCGCUGGGCCCUCUUCAGCAUGCAGGCCACAGGCCACAUGCUGCUCGGCACCUCCUGUUACAUGCAGCAGCUCCUGGAUGCCCCAGAGGGAGGACAGCCCCCCAAGGACAAGGCCCCAGCCCUCAUCCCGGCCUGUCUGAAGAUAAUGCAAUGAAGGCCCAAGUCCUUGGAGGCCUUCCCCAGCCAAAUCUAGCCUGUGGACCACGUGCUCAGCUGGUAGCACUCGCAAGCCAGCGGCUAGAAAACUUCUUACCUCCCCACCCCCCCCUCACCCCCGCAAGGCCAUGAAUGAGGAAGCAAGGGAGAACUGAAGAUUCCUGGUCUGGCCCAGCUUCUUCCUGCCCAAGGGAGCUUAGCUGACCAAGACUGGGCACCAGCAGGCGAGGCGCGCAGUCGGCCCCUCCGCUACCUGUCUGCACGUGCUCUGCUUUCAUCACACGCCCUGCCUCCUUGCCCCCACCCCUAACACUCCUGAGUGAAUCGUCAAGCCACUAGGGUAUGACAUUAGAGAGUUUGCAAUGAA
Messenger RNA from Equus quagga, 1176 nucleotides. RefSeq names its product cell death inducing DFFA like effector c (gene CIDEC). The record is from RefSeq and is a predicted model, not a curated record. The coding region runs from base 91 to 807 and encodes 238 amino acids. The transcript has 6 exons. Gene Ontology annotation, biological process: apoptotic process; regulation of apoptotic process. NCBI's taxonomy places the organism in Eukaryota, Metazoa, Chordata, Mammalia, Perissodactyla, Equidae.